Molecule: messenger RNA, 303 nt
Organism: Pseudozyma flocculosa PF-1
Lineage: Eukaryota; Fungi; Basidiomycota; Ustilaginomycetes; Ustilaginales; Ustilaginaceae
Exons: 1
Coding region: 1-303 (100 amino acids)
Source: RefSeq, a predicted model, not a curated record
AUGCAGUGCUUCUGUGCUAAUUGCCAGGGUUCACUGGUAUCCUUCAGCACAUUCUACAGGCACGGAGCGCAUCACUCACCCGACAAGCCGGCCCGCAAGCCGAAGCCUUCCGACAAGCCGUGCUGGUGCCGGACUUACAGGUGUAACGGCGCGGUCCAGCCCAAAAGCACACGCUAUUACCACAGCAAGGCGGACAACCUUGGAGGACCCCCAGGCCAGUACGUCAAGGGCAAGGGUUGGACGCGCGAGCUGGACGACAAGCCGAAGCCCAAGCCGAAGCGUCGCAAACACGAGAGGGACUAG